GCCUAGAUCAGUGAUCCUGAUCCAGGCACCAGGAUUUAUGUCCCGUCUGUGUUCGGUCGUGGAUAAUUUCUCGUAUUUAAUUUAGUUUUAUUGUGUGCUAAGUGAUUCAAACUUAAUUUUAAGUGAAAAAUAGUUCAAGAUGUGUGAAGCGUGGUUGGAAUUUUGCAAAUCAAUUUUGGAUUAAAGAAAUGUUCGGAAAUUCUUGUGUAUUGACAGAAUUCCCGGAACAUGAAGUUUUCUGAGUGGUUGUGAUUGUGAUUAGGCCAAGGGCCUGUAGUUAAGUUUUGUGAAAGGUAAUUGUGAAUUAGUGCUUAAAAAUGGCUGAUUUGGAAGCUGUAUUGGCUGAUGUCAGCUAUUUAAUGGCAAUGGAGAAAAGCAAGUGCACUCCAGCUGCUAGGGCAAGUAAGAAGAUCAUACUUCCAGACCCUAGUGUCAGGAGUGUAAUGCACAAGUACUUAGAAAAGAAAAAUGAAGUGAAUUUUGAUAAAAUAUUCAACCAAGUCUUAGGUUAUCUUCUUUUUAAAGACUUCUGUGAAAACGUUUCAGAGGAGCCAGUCCCUCAACUUAGGUUCUACGAAGAAAUCAAGCAAUACGAAAAGCUAGAGUGUCCUGAUGGGAGACGGAAACUAGCUCGGGAAAUCUACGAUGAUUUUAUUAUGAAAGAACUGCUCGCACACGCACAUGACUAUCCAAAAGAUGCAGUCGCCCAUGUACAAAAGUAUUUAAUGAAAAAUGAAGUUCCCGUUAAUUUAUUUGAGCCUUAUAUUCAAGAAAUUUUUAACCACCUACGAGGUACACCCUUCAAAAAGUUUUUAGAAAGUGAAAAAUAUACGAGGUUCUGCCAGUGGAAGAACUUAGAAUUAAAUAUACAGUUAACAAUGAACGACUUCAGUGUGCAUCGAAUCAUCGGGAGGGGGGGUUUCGGUGAGGUGUACGGCUGCCGCAAGGCAGACACUGGAAAGAUGUACGCCAUGAAGUGUCUGGACAAGAAGAGGAUCAAGAUGAAACAAGGGGAGACCCUGGCGCUCAACGAACGGAUAAUGCUGUCGCUCGUCAGUACCGGAGUGGACUGCCCGUUCAUAGUGUGUAUGACUUACGCAUUCCAUACUCCCGACAAGUUGUGUUUCAUACUGGACCUGAUGAAUGGCGGGGAUCUGCAUUACCAUCUUUCACAACACGGCGUCUUCAACGAGCUGGAGAUGAAGUUCUACGCAGCUGAAGUUAUACUUGGUUUGGAACAUAUGCACAGAAGGUACAUUGUUUACCGGGACCUGAAACCUGCCAAUAUAUUGCUGGACGAGCACGGACACGUUCGCAUCUCUGACCUGGGUCUCGCGUGCGACUUCUCAAAGAAGAAACCUCACGCCAGUGUAGGUACUCAUGGCUACAUGGCACCAGAAGUGCUGAGCAAAGGGACGGCAUACGACUCGAGUGCUGACUGGUUCUCGCUGGGCUGCAUGCUCUACAAACUGCUCAAGGGCCACAGUCCGUUCCGACAACACAAGACCAAGGACAAGCAUGAGAUAGACCGCAUGACACUCACCAUGAACGUGGAGCUGCCGGAGUCGUUCUCGAGAGAGCUACGCACUCUGUUGGAGGGACUGCUCAUGCGAGAUAUCGACAAGAGACUGGGCUGCAGAGGCCAAGGAGCGGACGAAGUGAAAGAACAUCCGUUUUUCGCCGGGUUGGACUGGCAGCAGGUGUACAUCCAGAAGUACACACCCCCGCUGAUACCUCCUCGAGGGGAAGUCAACGCUGCAGAUGCCUUUGACAUAGGAUCGUUUGACGAAGAGGACACUAAAGGCAUUAAGCUGACAGAUGCAGACCAAGAUCUGUACAAGAACUUCCCUCUGGUAAUCUCGGAGCGAUGGCAGAACGAGGUGGCGGAGACGGUGUUCGAGACAAUCAACCUAGAAGCGGACAAGAUGGAACAGAAGAGGAAAGCCAAGCAGAAACAGCGAUUCGACUGUGACGAGAAAGAAUCUGACUGUAUCCUGCAUGGUUACAUCAAGAAGUUGGGCGGACCAUUUGCGUCGGCGUGGCAGACACGGUACGCCAAGCUGUAUCCAAACCGGUUGGAACUGCACCCAGAGAGCGGCAGCACCAAGCCUGAACUGGUGUUCAUGGACCAGUUAGAGGAGGUGUCGGCCGACCUGGUCACCGUCAAGAGUGAGCAAUGCAUCGUGCUCAAGACCCGAGACGCUAAAAUCGUCCUCACCAACCCUGAUGAAAUCGGCCUGAAGGAGUGGUCGCUGUCGUUACGCUCGGCACACAAGUGUUCCCUGGAGUUGCUCGGCAGCAUGGCCAAGAAGGCGGGCAAGAUCUACGGGACCGAGCGGGACAAGGUGGUACCGGUGAUCGCUCCUCGCACCACCAACGGGAACUAAACUCGUUUUGUUGGACAUAACGUUAAGACCAAUUAUUAUUUUUAUUGGUUUUUUUAUAUAGCGUAAUAUAUUUAUUAUCAAUAAUAUUUAUUUAUCGUUAGUCUGUAAAUUCCCCCAGCGUGUACUCAAGAGUAGCGUAAGAUUUAUGGUUUUGUAAUGUAAAUUUCUACAAUUUUAAUAUAAGUUCUGUUGUGAAUAAAAGUUGUAAAUGUAAAAAAAUUAAAAACAAACAAUCAAGAGUGUGGAGUGCGUUUGUACACUUCCGCAUAACUAUCAAUCUAUAGCGUAAGGUGUAUUUAUGUUAGCGCUAGGUAGACUGUUGCUUGUGCAAGAUCUGUGAGUGCUCUGUGAUUUCGUUAGUAGACGUUUCAGCUUUACGUAUUUGUCAGCUGUCACGCGUUGCGCGUUGGCAUCGGUUCAAUUCGUAGGUUAUAUUUAUUGUUGUCUGUAUUACCUUGUUGAACAUUGUAGGGUUAUUUAUUGUUUUUUCUCGUCUAGCACAAUUUACGUAUUCCAAAAUGUACAAUGUGAUUAAAAUAGGUUUACAAUGUUACAGGUUUCACGGAGUACGUUUGUCGUUCGUUUCGGUAUGCAUCUCGAAUUUUAAUCACAUUAUCGUUUGUUUUCCAGCGAAAAUCAGUGUUGAAAAAUUAAAACGUUUAAAGUAGUGAAAAUAUUAUUUUGAACCAAUUUUAAACUUUUACUUUACGUACAUUUUAAGUUCUUAAUAUAAUUGAGUAUCUUUUAUUACACCAGAUCUUCCUUGUUGUAGUCUUCUUUGUGUUUUUUUAUAUAUAUAUAUUUUAUUUGGAACUAUAUUAAUUAAGACGUCUUUCUAUGUGCUGAUAAAGAUGUUAUUGUUAUAAUUGCUUUCUUUAUUUCCUUACAGUAAUGUAUGAAUUGAUGUUAAUAGACAUUUAAAAAUUAUCUACAUGAUGUUGAAAUAUUUCUUAAAACUAAGUAUGUUACUCUUGUUUUGUGAUAUGGAUUAUUGCACAGAAGGCAGCCAUAUACCAUCUAGUUUUAAUAGCGUUAUUCAUAUUCAUAUAUUUAUUUAUUUAAUUUGUCCCACUAGCUUUCAUCCAUACAGACAUGAAACAAUCAUUUUAUUUACAGUUCCGAAAUGUGUAUUACUUUUCUUUGGAGAGAUAGAAUUAGGAUUAUUUUGGUUAAUUUAUCAUAAUAAUUUAAUAGUCGUUUCAUUUAACAAUUAAUUUAAUGAAAAUCUGUACUUGUUUUUCGUUAUUUUCCUCGUUUUGUUAAAAUUACAAAUACCCGAAGUAUCUGCACAAUCUACAGUACUAGUCUAUUAUGUAUAGUAUUUUGUUUUGUAUUUUCUGCACAGGGUAAAUAUAGGGUGAUGUGCCAUGUUUGUUGUCCAAUAUAUUUUUAAUUUAUAAGUUUUUGUACUUUGCAUAAAUUCUUUAAUAACAAUAAUUAAGUAAUAAUAAUGCACUUUAAUGUCUUAAAAUCUUUAUUUAUCGUAAUCUUAUGUUUUAUCUCUGUCCAUUAUGUCUCUGUUUUAGAUUUUGUUAGUUACUUCUUGUUGAUCGUUUUCUAUAUAACUACUCAUGGCAAAAAAAAAACAUUGUUCUUGGUUUUUAGAAAAAAAUCAAAUAAAAAUGGCAUGUUAUUUUAGAUACAUUUCAGUUCGAUUUUUUACAUUCUUCAUGUGAACAAAACCUAAAAGGUUUGUACUGGUAGUUUUUAUUUAGCAUUGAACACUUUUUUAGUUUAAUGUUCCUUUUGUUUAGUUUUUAUUAUUAAAAUGUUGUAUCAUACUACAGUCGAAAUUAUAAUUUCAGUAUUACACGAGUAUUUAGAAAAGACAUGCCAAAGCAGUAAAUGUUUUAUUUGUUGAAAUUAUGUUUCCUUUCGUUUGAUAAUAUAUUAAUGUUUCUACCAGUGA
Homalodisca vitripennis (glassy-winged sharpshooter) is the source of this 4296-nucleotide messenger RNA. It is a transcript of the gene Gprk1, whose product is annotated as G protein-coupled receptor kinase 1. The coding region runs from base 318 to 2387 and encodes 689 amino acids. The transcript is spliced from 16 exons. The record is from RefSeq and is a predicted model, not a curated record. Gene Ontology annotation, biological process: G protein-coupled receptor signaling pathway; protein phosphorylation; regulation of signal transduction. Lineage: Eukaryota; Metazoa; Arthropoda; Insecta; Hemiptera; Cicadellidae. Gene Ontology annotation, molecular function: ATP binding; G protein-coupled receptor kinase activity; G protein-coupled receptor binding.